Messenger RNA from Candidozyma duobushaemuli, 1071 nucleotides. RefSeq names its product translation initiation factor eIF2B subunit beta (gene GCD7). The transcript has a single exon. NCBI's taxonomy places the organism in Eukaryota, Fungi, Ascomycota, Pichiomycetes, Serinales, Metschnikowiaceae. Bases 1 to 1071 code for a protein of 356 amino acids. Gene Ontology annotation, cellular component: eukaryotic translation initiation factor 2B complex. The record is from RefSeq and is a predicted model, not a curated record. Gene Ontology annotation, biological process: translational initiation. Gene Ontology annotation, molecular function: guanyl-nucleotide exchange factor activity; translation initiation factor activity.
AUGACUACGCUGGUGACGCCAGAGAUCCUGGCGAUUGUGGAUCCUCUCGUUUCACAAAUAAAAAGAAGACAAAUCCUAGAUGAUAAGGCCGUGGCUUUGGAAGUCGCCCAUAUGCUCAUGAGGGUCAUUUCAGCCGUCAGAUGGACCAACCCUUACGACUUGAUUGCCGUGAUUAGAAAGGUGGGAAUUAUUCUUGAGAACGCCAGACCAACCGAUGUGAUUGCUGGAAACAUUGUGAGAAGGGUGCUUGCGUUGAUAAGAGACGAAAUCGAAACUGAAACCACUGACAACACCCCCAUGAUGAGCUCCAUGUUCAGCUUACUUUCUACAAACCAGAACAGCACGAAACGUAACCAGCCACACACCAAAAAGCAGCUGAGUGAUAUGCGUUCGAUCAUUAUCCAAGGUAUAAAGGAUCUCGUGGACGAAAUCUCCAAUGUCAAGGAGGAACUCGAGUCCAUGGCCUCUGACCUCAUUCACGAAAACGAAACCUUGCUAUGUGCUACUCCCACAUCCGACACUGUGUUGCAGUUUUUGAUCAAGGCCAGAAAUAAGAGAAAAUUCACGGUAUUGGUCACCGAAAGCUACCCUAACGAUUUGACUGACGCACAGAAGUUCGUCAAGACGCUAGCUGAAAAUAAGAUUGAGGCCGUUCUUAUACCCGAUAGCACGGUAUUUGCUGUUAUGUCCAGAGUCGGCAAGGUCAUUCUUGGAGCCAAUGCCGUGUAUGCCAACGGUGGCUCCUUGUCCAAUGCUGGUGUGGCUAAUGUGGUUGAAUGUGCAAAAGAGCAUAAGACUCCAGUUUUCGCUGUGGCUGGUUUGUUCAAGAUCUCCCCUAGGUACCCAUUUAACAGAGAAGAUCUCAUUGACGUGGGCAACUCUGGAAAAGUGCUCGACUAUGAUGACUACAAUCUUCUUGAAAAUGUCGAUGUGGUAACCAACCCAUUGGCGGACUAUGUUCCUCCAGAGCACAUCGACAUUUACAUCACGAAUAUCGGCGGUUUCGCCCCAUCCUUCAUUUACAGAAUCGUUUUGGAUAAUUACAAGGCUGAAGACAGUAAUCUUCAAUAA